This is a messenger RNA of Acaulospora colombiana, 588 nucleotides long. NCBI's taxonomy places the organism in Eukaryota, Fungi, Glomeromycota, Glomeromycetes, Diversisporales, Acaulosporaceae. The record is from the annotation of a GenBank genome assembly.
AUGGGAGUAGCCUGUAUCUCAGGUGGCAUAACCGGCUUCCUGAGAACAGGCUCGAAACCGUCUUUAAUCGCUGGUGUGACUGUUGGAGCACUAUACCUGUGGUCUGGAGGAAUACUCCUCAACAAUGACCCAAGAGGUUACUAUGGAGCAGCUGGGGCCUCGGCUAUCUUGUUCCUUUCUUCACUCCCUCGAUUCACCAAAGGUCCUGUUCCAGCUUUAUUGACAGUUCUUUCCGCGGUCUCUGCCGCUCUUAAUCCACUGGUUGCUUUCAUUUUCUAUGCGGUCAACAUGUCUACCGUAUGUCUUGGCAAGGCUUCUACAUACAUCGACAAUGUCCAAAACAAUAGAACUGGAAAUUGCAUGGGAUCAGAUAGAGAAAUAAAAGGUUUACUUUGUGACUGGUUGGGUGCCGUUAGACCGUCCACAGGGGAAGGUGCCUUUCGUUACCGGGACGCCACAUUGUCAGGCCCUCAUUUUGAGGUAAAGUUGAAGUUUCGAGGUACUAUUAGGACGAUACCCUGCUUACUUGGGCAUCGUGAGAAUGGUCUAGUAGCUGCAAAGAGGCAAGAAAAAGAUACCAUUGGCUAA